Messenger RNA from Musa acuminata subsp. malaccensis (wild Malaysian banana), 2159 nucleotides. The record is from RefSeq and is a predicted model, not a curated record. Lineage: Eukaryota; Viridiplantae; Streptophyta; Magnoliopsida; Zingiberales; Musaceae.
GGAGUCGUGGCAUCAGCCGUAAAUAUGGAUGCCGAUAAUGGCGUUUGGAGAGCGGAGAGCCGGCCCGCCGGUUCAUGCGGUGACGGGCCCCAUCCCGGUUCGGUGAACCGGUGCCGGCUCGACUCGGUUACUUCCGUGGCCUAUAAAGGAAGGAUUUGGCGAGUUACGGGAGAGGGCGGAUUCGAGUGAAAGCCGAAAUCUUCGCGCCAUCUCUGUCUCGCUUUGUUGAUACAAAGACGAGAAGAGCGGACGGCGGAGAAUGAGGGGCGACCGGGGAUCGACGGCGGAGGAGGCGGUUCCAUGGUGGGAGAAGGAAGUCGCAGCAGCGGCGGCGGCGGCGGGGGGGGAUGACGAGGAAGGGUGGAAGUGCCGGAAACAGCACGUGCAGCCCCUUUACGGAGUCUGCCCCUCCUGCCUCCGCGAUCGUCUCCUCCGUCUCUGCCCGGACUGCGCCAACGUCCGCCCUUGCGGUUGUUUCCCCUCCUACUCCUCGUCGUCCUCCUCGUCGUCCCUUUCCUCCGCCGAUCUCGCCAGAUCCGGAGGAGUAGGAGGAGAGCGUGGGGGCGUUGGGAUCGGAGUGGUGGGUCCAGUAUCGCGGCUGAUGGAUAGCGAACCGGCCUUCCGGCGGUCCCGAUCGGUGGGGUUCCAGCUGCUCAGGACGAGAUCGGUGGCUUCCACAGCUUCCGAAGUCGGCAACGUCGCGCAACCGUCUCCUCCGUCUGGAGGCGGCAAAGGGUGGGGUACGUUCUGGCCGUUCUCGUGGGCCCUGGGAAGGAGGGCAUCCGCGGAGACGGCGGGGGCGAAGCUGUACAGGUCGAGGUCGGUGGCCGCGGGGCGCUCGCCGGAUGCGAGUGGCGGCCGCAAGGUGGGGAGGGGGAAGGGGUCUCGGAGGUGGCACUUCCCGAGCCCGAUGAAGGUAUUCCGACGCCAGAAGUCGACGAUGAGGGUAGUUCAAGAGCGGUCACCGUUGUGGCGGGGGUGAGAAUGACCACCCUCGACUUAGAGAAAAGAGGUGCGUAUAAGGAGAUUCCUUUUAGCUUCUUGAUAAACGUCGGCUAAUCAUUAUUACUAUUGUCACCGCCAUCUCAUAUUUUUGCGUUUUGUAAAUAUAAUCAAUUAAUUACAACUGAUAAAUGAGAUAAUAAUCAGGUCCGUGGGAUGUCCAUCAGACGGUUAUCAACCGCACUGAGGAGGGGGAUCGGGAUAGUGUAAAUAGUUUGGGUUUCUUGGGGGAAAGUGCCAACGGAGGCCCUUCUUUAGGGAUCGCACGUGCAGGGUGCGUCCGUUGGUGCACGUGACGACGUCGUCGCCUCCACGUUCGUCCCAUCGAACGAGGCGCGACGAUUGGGCUGUGGUCGUUGGCAACCACGAUGGCGACAACUGACACCGUCCUGCCACGUCGAGAACCGCCAUUGCUGCCAUGCUCUGCUUCCGGUCUGUGCCAAACAGGGAGCGUCUCCGCAGGCACGAAGUUUCAAACGGCCCGAGCUCGGGAAGGGCGCUGAGAAUUAUUGUUAACGGCGGAAUGAAAAGAGAGGAGAGGGGGUCUCGUUUAUUCUUUCAUUUGGAGAUGGAAAUAUUGCUACGGAACCACCGGUAAAAGUAGGUGAUGUUGUCUAUUUUCCGUGGAAUGUUGCUUAUGGAUUUCCGUGUUCGACAGUAACUAAUGUAAAUUUCCAGUUGUUCAAACCAUGCAAUACUUUUAGUUACAUCCAUAUACUUGUAGUGCAGAUUCUGUCCAGGCUUGACUUUUUUGACGUAUCAAACGGACUGAUUCCAAGUCAACGAGACCGUGACAGAAUACCCAUUACCCUUGUUGAGUUCGUUCCUUAGCCGGUCAUCUCCAUGGACACGUAAAGGCCCAGCCCAUAGCCAUCGCAUUAGAGAUGAGGCAAAUGCUCAUCCGAACUGCCAUUUCUUUGUGAUUCAACGUGGAAACGUUGGAUUCCUCUACCGGUCCCACGUCACCCAGCAUCGAUGUCUCGGAUGAUUCAGUCAAGAUUCCCAGUUUUGUCGGUGCACGAACAACAUCUACAGUUCUUCCACUCCCUUUGUUUCCAUACCCGAUCAACCCCCUCAAAUCCUUGGGUGCGGGCCCCUGAAAACCGGGAACCUUUGAGUUAAGUCGAAGACAGCCCCCCUCUUCCGAUCCGGAGCAA